AGGCGUCUGGUUGUGUGUCCGCAGAAAGUUCAUCCAAAAUUCCGCGCUGACUUCGAUUUGUGUUACGGCUACUGCUGCCCCAAAAAGAAGGCAACGUGGUCUGUGCAAGAAGUCCCCACUCAAGUCUGAAACUUGUGACAGCCAGGGAUACACGAGCCUAGUAGCUUAAAAUUACCAAAGCGCAGGAAGUCAAGUGGUCGAAGCGCUUUAAUUGCCCCCGGUUGAAGUCAUUUUCCGCUCUUUUAAAGUGCGUGUGUGUGCGUUUGGGCGAAGUGCGCUUUUUUCGCAGUCGGGCUAAGGACCUGAAACAGAACUAUCUUCGCCGAGACAAGGCUUUUCGGUUGUCGACAGUCAUCAAAGCGGCUUAGAGUUACAGUAAGACGAACGAGGCGUCUAAGCCAAGCGCAUAGGCAUUUUCGUACAUUUGGGCAAUGUUGGAAGGCACUGUAAAUGGCAAGCAAUAGAAACACAAUUAUGUCAAAUUCGAAAGUUCGUUAACAUCAACAAUCAAUGCAAUAACAACAAAUGCUGCUGCGACAACGGCAUCCGCAGGCCCCUCAAAAUGUAAUUGGGCCAGGGCGUGGCAGCUUGGCAGUGGGCAACGGUCAACGGCAACGGCAGCAGCAAUAGCAACACCACUGAACCGCAAAAAUCGACAGCAGCAGCAUCAGGACACCAAACAAAAUACGCAACAUAAAUGAAGUUAACAACCUGUCAAAUUGCUAAAGUAUUUCCGCUGUUGACAGCCUUCUUCUUCCUCAAUUCUCCCAGCGCAGCCUCAUUAUCCUUCGGUUUGAGUCCCACCUUCGCCUCCGCCUCCGCCUCCAGCUCCUUGUCCUCGUCAUCGUCCUCGUCCUCCCACUUUCACUCAGAAAAACCCCUCCACUCGGAUGUACUCGUCCUGCGAGCGGCCAAGCCAUCCAGGGCCAUUGCAACAAGCGCAGAUGCGGCUACGCGGUCUGUGCCAGCGUCAGCGGCAGAAACAACACUUGGCAGCAAGUCAAUUUGGCCGACAGCUAUACAAACAAAAAGUCCACGUAAUGCGCGUGAAGCUGGACGUCACAAACGUCAAAUGCAAAAGCCCGCAAUCCAGCAGCAACCACUGCAGCAGCAGCAACAGCGCAUUAAUCCCCCGCAGCAAAAGCGACAGCAGCAGCAGCAGCAGCAGCAGCAAGUGCAACAUCAGGCUCAACGAGUGGGCGUUUUAAUACCUCCUUCGCUGCACGUUGAUUUGACGCAUGUGCAACAGGGCUUUCAGAAUUUCCUCGACUUUUUCCAACUGCAUUUAUUUAAUGUCACCGUCGAUUUUCUACGUGAUGUGGACUUAAGCGGCUUCAUUAAAUUACUCGAGCUGCCCAAGUACACGAGCGUUAUAAAGACUUUAAAUGCGGGCAUUAUGGUAGCCAGCCACGUGGACGUGGACCAAAAUUCCACUAUCUACAUUGGCACGCCCAGCCAGCCACGUCAGCAACAUCGGCUGCAUUCAAAGCAGGAGCAGGAGCCCCAUCGUCAUCAUCAUGAGGACUCCAAAGCAAAACAGUUUCCAGCGGGCGAGGAGGAAUCCCAUUCAUCGGGCGAGACCGAGGAAAAUCAUUGGAACGACGCCCGCAUCUUCUCGGGUCACUGUCAUCAGCUGGCGGAGCAACUGGCCCUCGAUUUCAAUAAGACCGUCGUCCUGUGGCCCUGUCCGCGAAUGAAAAUCUCCAGCAAUUUUCUUCCGUCAUUCGAAGCAAUUUCCCUAGCGGUACAAAGCAUUUCCACCAAGUUGAACUGGUCGCAAGUUGAUAUCUAUAUUGGCGACGACAAUUGGGGCCUGGGACUGGCCAUUGCCGCCAACUUGCAUGUGCCGUAUCGCAUCGAAAUUGGCAGGACAAUACGUGACCUGCAUUCGCAGGAUAAGCCGGGCAAAGCAAUUAUUAUCACAGCCCCGCUGAACGAUGCGAGCACCAUCCUCCUGUUGUCCACCAUCGAGUUGGACUGGACGGAGCAGGCGAGGAAAGACGGUCAGGGUUCAAGGCCCGGGAGGCAGCACACCAAAAUCCUGCUCAUCGACAUGGCGGCCAGCUCAUUGGACACUCAGCAUGGGUUCUACAAAUAUUUGUCUCGGAUGGGCGGAUCACAGAGUGACGCCUUCGCACGCAACACGGGUUCUCCAGCCGAAGUGGUCAGCAGCAAUCUUUUGGUGCUGACUCUGCUAAACGACAGACAUCGACUAUUUCUGAAUGCGGCCGGACUGAUGGCAACAAUGCAGAAUUUUCGCGCGCCCCUCAACGGCAACUACAAGGAUCCACCACCCUCCGGGCAUCGCAAUGCCAGCCUGCACAAGCUGUACCCGUACCGCAAUCUCCUCCCGCUCUACGAUACGAUUGUGACCACCACUACCCAAUCGGACACUUCAGAAACCAGUCCCCAAUUUGAUUUUGUGGUGCUGGACAUCGUUAGGGACGCCCCGGUCGCCACUUACAAGUGGAGACCACUGCUUAUUCUGGAGAGCGACCCAGGAAGUCGAGGAGGUGGGUCGGUGGUGGAAGGGGGUGGCUCCUACAUCUCCCACUCCAUACACCCUGGAUACGACGAGUGGUUGCUGGUCAGCAGUGUCCUCCUGUGGCAAUGUGGUGCCAUCUGCUGGACCAUCGCGGCGAUCUGUGUUUGCCUGUUGGUCAUCAUGAUAGCGGGCAUAGUAGCCGGGGGAAUCGCCAUGAGGAACUACUUCUUACGUAAGCGUCUCUCCAAGGGGCCCAACAAAAUAGUCCUUUCUGCCAGCGAUUUUGUUUUUCCAGUGGAUUCCCGAAGGGUUGAUGAGGGUAUAGAGGCCAUGCUAUGCUGUUGGCUACAGCAACUGCAGGAGUUUGGAGGCCCGGAAGUAGACAAACCGGAUCUUCUUAAGGGUUCCAUUGGCUCCCUUAAGAAUCUAGGUUUCGUGAUUCCCGGCGCAGCAGCUCCGGGAUCGGCUGGAGCCAUCACAACCACGGCGAACGGGAAAAGCGGCUCUUCCGCCACUGGCAGCUUAGCCAGGCACAACCCCGCCCAUCUGGACAUGAGAGCUCGGUAUAACGGAGAUCUCGUGCAGCUUAAGGAGGUGAAUAUAAACGGAUCUGCGGAAUUGCGCACCAAGGCAAUGGAUCUACUCGUAAUGGCCCAUGGGCUGAGGCACGAAAAUAUAAACCCCUUAAUUGGAUGGCUAUCAGAUCCAAACCGCACGGCCAUGGUCUUUGAUUACUGCUCCAGAGGAUCGCUGCAAGAUGUGCUUAUCAUGGAUGAGAUCAAGCUGGACUGGUCGUUUCGGCUAAGCUUGCUUACGGAUCUGGUCAGGGGCAUGCGCUACCUACACACCUCGCCUUUGAGAGUUCAUGGUGCCUUGACCUCGAGAAACUGCGUAGUGGAUGCUCGAUGGGUCCUGAAAAUCACAGACUAUGGGUUGAAUUCUUUUUAUGAAUCGCAGGGACUUCCGCCAAGAACCAGAAGUGCUAAAGAGCUAUUAUGGACAGCUCCUGAGCUCCUUCGAAACAUGAAGCUGCACCAGCAUCACCAUCAGCACGGCCGCAUUCAGUUGGGAACCCAACUUGGAGACGUAUAUUCCUUCGGAAUCAUAAUGCAGGAGGUGGUAGUCAGGGGAGAGCCCUACUGCAUGCUCUCCCUCUCGCCGGAGGAAAUAAUAGUGAAAAUUAAAAAGCCCCCGCCUCUGAUACGGCCCUCCGUUUCCAAGGGAGCCGCUCCCCCGGAGGCCAUCAAUAUCAUGCGCCAGUGCUGGGCCGAACAGCCUGACAUGCGUCCCGACUUCAACUCCGUGUAUGAGCGCUUCAAGAUGCUGAACCAUGGACGCAAGGUAAACUUUGUGGACACUAUGUUCCAAAUGCUCGAGAAGUACUCGAAUAACUUGGAGGAGUUGAUUCGGGAGCGCACUGAACAACUGGACAUUGAACGAAAGAAGACUGAACAGCUGCUGAAUCGCAUGUUACCAAGCUCGGUUGCUGAAAAACUAAAGAUGGGCUUGGCCGUCGACCCGGAAGAAUUUUCCGACGUAACCAUAUACUUCAGUGACAUUGUUGGUUUUACAACAAUCGCCGCCCAUUGCAGUCCGGUUCAAGUUGUAGAUUUGCUCAACGAUCUCUAUACGAUCUUCGAUGCCACAAUCAACGCCUACAACGUUUACAAGGUGGAGACAAUCGGCGAUGCGUAUAUGGUGGUGAGCGGGCUACCCGUAAAAAUACCCGACCAUGCUGAGCAGAUAGCUACCAUGGCCUUGGAUCUUCUGCAUCAAAGUGGUCGUUUCAAUGUUAAGCAUCUUCCCGGAGUUCCACUCCAACUGAGAAUCGGCCUCCACACGGGUCCGUGUUGCGCCGGAGUGGUGGGUCUCACGAUGCCCAGGUACUGUCUUUUUGGGGACACAGUGAACACGGCAUCGAGAAUGGAGUCGACCGGAUCCUCCUGGCGCAUCCAUAUGUCCCAGGAGACGCGGGAUCGACUGGAUGCUCGGGGUGGCUAUGCCAUCGAGCCAAGAGGUCUCAUCGACAUCAAGGGAAAGGGCAUGAUGAACACCUUCUGGCUGCUGGGAAAAAAAGGAUUCGAUAAGCCCCUGCCCGCACCGCCGCCUAUUGGAGAAUCUCACGGCUUGGAUGAGUCCCUUAUACGCAACUCAAUAACGUUGAAGGCGCAGGCCAACAAGUCUCGGACGAGCACAAAUCCCUCCUCUUCGCAGAGCUCCUCGCUGGCUGGGGAAUCCGUCGAGGUGAAGGUCGAGAUAACACCGCCCACCAACGCAGACCUGGCUUCCGGGACCAAUCUCCCCAACUCAUACUCCCUGGACUCCAAUUCCACCAACACAAUUAGCCCCAACGCCACCCUUUGUCCGGAGUUUCCGGGCAAGACAACCCCCAGCAGUACCAGUCCACAGUCGCGGAAGCUCUCCGAACUGACUCCAGAAAAUCUACUCAACCCGAACAGCUUUAACCGUCUGCCAAGCUCCACAGGAGGAUCCAGCUCAAGGCUGUACAAAAAGAUCGAGGAGAUGAUGGACCUCAGUUCGCCGUACAACCACUACAAAUGCCUCAGUCCCAGCGAGAGCAACCUCACCCAGUUCUACGACGGAAAAUACCUCUACGGCAGUGUGGCGGGCGGAGCGGGUGGUGGACAAGCGGGCGGAGGCGCCUGCGCCUCGAUAGCCUUGAGCGGAAGUGGGUGUGGGGGAGGAGCCUCUCGGUUCGACAGCAAGCCCGGCUCCAGUCGCCUUCUGCGUCGGCAGUUCAGCUUGGAUCGCGACGACCAGCAGGCGAAGGGAGAGCAGCAGCACCACCAGCACUCCCUGCAGGCAAACACCUACUCGGGGUUGGUGGGCGGUUGUGGUGGGGGUGUCAAGAGCUCCAUGCUGGACAUACCUCUCUUGCACGACACUACUCGCAGUCCCAAGGGAACGCUAACGCGGUCCCACAAGCAGAACUCUGCCUCGAUCACCCAGGAUCUGGAGAAGAUCGAGGAGAUCCCGCUGUCGCCGGCCUCCUCGCAGCACCACAGUAGCCUGGACAGCAAUCUAAACCGCAGUCCGCCAUCAACGCUGGAGGCGCAGUCGCCGCCGCUGCCGCCCAUGAGUCCGCCCCAGCUUUCCGCCCCCACAUCGCCGGCCCCGUCCAGGACUUUGAACGGGAUCUAUGCCCACAACAGCAAUAGUACCAGUUCCCAUGGUGCAGCCAACAACAAUAAUGGCACCCAUCCCGGCCCAGAGCUGACCCUUAAUGCAGAGCAACUGCUGAGCAGAUAGGGCACAAUCUAAGGCCCCCACACGGGGCGCCGUUUAAAGCUUUAGGUCUCAUCCGAACCGAGAUUGAGUGUGCGAGUGUGUGUGUGAUGGGGGGGAGGUCAAGCUGGAGAAAUGUUGUCUAACACCCAUGUUUCACCGACACACACUUUUUAUAUUUUUCCAUAAAAGGUGUCUUGAAAAUUGGGUUUCGGCUCGUGUGGAGUUGAAUGUGCCCGUGGAAUUAAUAAAUGAACCAGUACAAGCGAAAAUAAAGCCUUUUGCCGAACUAUAUCCCUUAUUUUUAAAAAGUAAAAUAACGCACUUGGCCUACAUUUAAACGUUCUUAGGUAAUAAUUGAUUCUUCAAGCGCAAAAUAUUUUUAUUUUCUGAAAUAUUUAGCAUAAUGUACUUUAUUAACCACAAUAAUCGUUUUUAGCUGUGAAGCAAAUUAAUGUACUUGCAAAUAUGUAUUCCAAGCUUGGGAAAGACUUGGCCAACUCGGUGAAAACUCAUCGACAGACUACAUUUCCCCAACGCAUCUUCCCAGUCCCACAGUGCGGUGUGAGUAUGUGAAUGAUAUCAAUUUGAAAAUGUUGUGAUGUGAAAGCAAAGUACCUCGAUCCAGGGCAGCUUCAUCCAGCUGCAAUUGAAAGUACAAUUUAGUUCAAGGUGUGACUAAUAACCUAGUCCGCAGUCCAUUGUCAUUAGCAAAAAUCUGCGUUUCUCAAAUAUAGAACGUAGGCUUACCGGAAUCUAUUUACUUCUAGGAAAAGAGGUCCUUGAGCAUUUAGUUGUACCCAGUGCUCAUAUUAGAUGGCUGACGACAUGGGUAGAUUGCUGAUCUUAAUAAAAUAUUAUUAUUUACUACUUUAAUGAUAAAAAUGCAAUAGCUAAAUAGCAAAUUAAAUGUAUUUAAUUAACUAUUAUGUAAACUUAGUAAUCAUUUGAAAACUUCGUAUAUGUAUGUAUGAUUUGAAGCGUGACAGGUAACAGAAAAAGAAACCAUUGUAAGCUUUUCUACAUAAAUUCAUACCAAACUAACAAAUAAUAUUGUAAUCAAAAUGUUUGCAUACUAAAUAUCGGAUCUAAAAAUGCUGGCUGUUCUUUUGUUUCACUCGUGUGCAUGUUCAAAUAAAUACAUAUGUAUACCUACUUAUAUAUAUGGGUACAUGAAGUUCCUUUAUAAUAACAAAAAAUUAGAUUACUUGGGAAUAUUAAUGAAUAUAGUGGACUUUAAAAAAUAUCUAUAAAAUAAGCGUCGCAUACGUGAAUUUAGUUUUCUAAAGACAAUCGUUGUUACUUUAAAAAAAAAACAAAAGGUAAAAAAAUAUUAUUAGUCCCCAUGUGAUCGAGAAGGGUUUGUCUCCGUGUCAUAAUAUAUUUUAUAUUUUGUAACCUAGAUGUAUUGUAAUCUCCACCUGUCCCAUGCGUAUGUGUCGAAAAUAAAUAAUAGUAUUCGCAUAGAUGAAUUGACCUCAUACU
Messenger RNA from Drosophila melanogaster (fruit fly), 7216 nucleotides. RefSeq lists its product as uncharacterized. The transcript is spliced from 15 exons. The record is from RefSeq and is marked reviewed. Gene Ontology annotation, cellular component: membrane. Gene Ontology annotation, molecular function: guanylate cyclase activity; phosphorus-oxygen lyase activity; ATP binding. Bases 698 to 5755 code for a protein of 1685 amino acids. Lineage: Eukaryota; Metazoa; Arthropoda; Insecta; Diptera; Drosophilidae. Gene Ontology annotation, biological process: cyclic nucleotide biosynthetic process; cGMP biosynthetic process; intracellular signal transduction.